UUGAGGGCACGCAUUGUAUCGCUGUUUCUGUCUGUUUUACUUUCUUCUCUCUCUCUCGAUAGCGCAUUGCGCACUCUUUCUGCUUCAAAUUCACAGAGACGCAUCACACAGAUUUCAAUUUAAACUAAAAAUAGAAUUAAAAGAAGGAAGCAAGUGAAGUGAAGAAGGAGGUGUGUGGUUGAAGUUGAACCAAACGCCACCGUAUCGAUUGAUCGAAAGAGUGAGUUGUUUGAUCUACAUCUUACAUGUACUUGCUUCAGCUUGGCCCGAUUUCAAAUCUGAUUCGGUUUUUCACGUGUUUGCGUGGGAAGGGAAAUGCUCGUUUGUUUCCUCAAUUUUACUUGAAAACUCGCACUUGUCCUACAUUCUUUACUCUAUUGGACCUUAUUUGGGCGUUUCUCUCAUGGCUUUCACUGCUCCAAAUCACAAAUCUGGCGGAAUUCAUGCAGGGGCAAUUAAUGAUGAUUUAUACAAGGAAUUGUGGCAUGCCUGUGCUGGUCCCCUUGUCACUCUUCCUCAUGAAGGGGAGCGAGUUUAUUACUUUCCACAAGGUCACAUGGAACAGCUUGAGGCAUCUAUGUAUGAGGGAUUAGAGCAGCAGAUGCCUUCCUUCAAUCUACCUUCUAAAAUAUUAUGUAAAGUGGUCAAUGUUCAUCUUCGGGCUGAACCUGAAACAGAUGAAGUAUAUGCACAGAUAACACUGCAUCCUGAAGCAGAUCAAAGCGAGGUGACAAGCCCUGAUGACCCUCUUCCUGAAUCUCCAAGGGUCAAGGUCCAUUCAUUUUGCAAGACACUCACUGCUUCUGACACCAGUACCCAUGGAGGUUUCUCUGUUCUUCGAAGACAUGCAGACGAUUGUCUGCCUCCACUGGAUAUGUCUCAGGCUCAGCAGCCACCAUGGCAAGAAUUGGUUGCAACUGAUUUACAUGGGAAUGAAUGGCAUUUUAGACAUAUUUUUCGUGGACAACCCAGGCGCCACUUACUUACCACUGGGUGGAGUGUCUUUGUCAGUUCCAAAAAAUUAGUGGCUGGUGAUGCCUUUAUAUUCUUAAGGGGUGAAAGUGGAGAGCUGCGAGUUGGGGUUAGGAGGCUUAUGAGACAGCAAAGCAAUGUGCCUUCUUCUGUUAUAUCUAGUCACAGUAUGCACCUCGGUGUUCUGGCCACUGCAUCUCAUGCCAUUAACACUGGAACACUGUUUUCUGUAUUUUACAAGCCCAGAACAAGCCGAUCAGAGUUUAUUGUAAGUGUCAACAAGUAUCUGGAAGCUCAGAGUCAUAAACUCUCUGUUGGGAUGAGGUUCAAAAUGAGAUUUGAGGGUGAUGAAGUUCCUGAAAGAAGGUUCAGUGGCACAAUUGUGGGUGUUGGAGAUAAUAAAUCAUUGGUCUGGCCUGAUUCUGAGUGGCGAUCAUUAAGAGUGCAAUGGGAUGAACCAUCAUCAAUUCUGCGUCCUGAUAGAGUUUCUUCAUGGGAAUUGGAGCCACUUGCGUCUACCACUCCUGCAAACUCUCAGCCAACCCAAAGAAACAAGAGGGCACGACCUAUCAUUCUACCUUCUACAAUGUCUGAUUCUUCUAUGCAAGGCAUAUGGAAAUCACCAGUUGAAUCUACACCUUUCUCUUAUUGUGACCCCCAACAUGGGCGUGGCCUCUACCCAUCACCAAAGUUCAAUUCUUCUGCUACUAACUUUCUUGGCUUUAGUGGGAAUGGCUCUGUGGGACCUCCUUCCAACAAAUCAAUAUAUUGGUCUAAUAGGGUAGAAAAUUCUAUGGAAUCUAUAGCCCUUAAAGAAGCUGGAGAGAAGAGACAAGGCACUGUAAAUGGCUGUAGACUCUUUGGGAUUCAGCUAAGUGAGAAUUCUAAUGCUGAAGGAAGUUUACAAACAGUUACUUUGUCGGGAAGGGUGGUUGAUGAUAGGUCUGUUCCAUCUUUAGAUGCUGAGUCUGAUCAGCAUUCUGAACCAUCAAAUGCCAAUCGAUCUGAUAUUCCAACUGUAAGUUGUGAUGCUGAAAAAUCAUGCCUGCAGUCUCCCCAGGAGUCACAAAGCAAGCAAAUAAGGAGCUGUACAAAGGUUCACAUGCAAGGAAUGGCUGUUGGGAGGGCUGUGGAUUUAACACGAUUUGAUGGAUAUGAGGAUCUACUUCGGAGAUUGGAAGAGAUGUUUGACAUCAAGUCUGAGCUCUGUGGGUCCCUAAAAAAAUGGCAGGUUGUCUACACUGAUAAUGAAGAUGAUAUGAUGAUGGUUGGAGAUGAUCCAUGGCAUGAGUUCUGUACUGUUGUGAGGAAAAUUUUCAUCUACACUUCAGAGGAGGUGAAGAAGCUUUCGCCCAAAAUAGGACUCCCAAUUAAUGAAAAAGUUAAACCAGGUAAACUAGAUUCUGAAGCAAUAGUGAAUCCCGAAGACCAGUCGUCUACUGUGGGGCCUGGUUGCUAGAACUCCUACGAAUUCCAGUGUACGUUAGUUGUAUGUGCAAUAAAUGGUGGUAUGGAAGUAUGACUUAGAACAUGGAGGGAAACGAGAGUGAACUUGGCCAGCACUUCAACAUGGCCAAUAGGAGCGUACCACUUGUGUACUGUGCAGCUAGGCUGGCAUGACAUCAUCAUCUUUUGACAGAAAGCAGCAUGACAGGACCCUAUGCAGAGGAUUGGUUUGAGAUUCUGCUGUUUGAUCUUUCCUUCAAUGAAAGAUGUGCUUCGGAUAUUGUGGUUUUUCUAUUUCUUCUAUUGCUCGGUUAUAUCCUGGGGUUUAGCUGUCCUUACUCGUUCGGUGUUGAGUUUGCCGAGAGAAUGAACACCGGUACGUCUUUACUCAAUUAUCGUGCCAUGCAUGAAUUGUUUCUUUUAUUUUUUCGGUUCUUUUGUAAUUCACUUGACGUGAUACAAGUCAUUUUUGUACAUAUAAGUAUUUAUUAUCUUUGAAUCCUAUAUAAUGUAUGUAUCAGUCAUGCACAAACAAUUUGGUCUGGAGUGUAUUAAGAUUUUAUAUUAACUAUAUUUGUAACUCAUGAUUGUGUGGAGAAGGAAAAAGAAAAUUAUGACUUGUUUAGUG
Messenger RNA from Abrus precatorius (Indian licorice), 3046 nucleotides. Its product is annotated as auxin response factor 1-like. Gene Ontology annotation, biological process: response to hormone; regulation of DNA-templated transcription. The record is from RefSeq and is a predicted model, not a curated record. Gene Ontology annotation, cellular component: nucleus. Gene Ontology annotation, molecular function: DNA binding; protein binding. The transcript has 15 exons. Lineage: Eukaryota; Viridiplantae; Streptophyta; Magnoliopsida; Fabales; Fabaceae. The coding region runs from base 404 to 2431 and encodes 675 amino acids.